Bombyx mori (domestic silkworm) is the source of this 5701-nucleotide messenger RNA. It is a transcript of the gene Golgin104, whose product is annotated as coiled-coil domain-containing protein 186. Lineage: Eukaryota; Metazoa; Arthropoda; Insecta; Lepidoptera; Bombycidae. Gene Ontology annotation, cellular component: trans-Golgi network. The coding region runs from base 1 to 2985 and encodes 994 amino acids. Gene Ontology annotation, molecular function: small GTPase binding. Gene Ontology annotation, biological process: vesicle cytoskeletal trafficking. The transcript has 15 exons. The record is from RefSeq and is a predicted model, not a curated record.
AUGUCCACCGGAUAUGAUGAGAGGUCUAGCCAUAUUGAGAAAGAUGACGUUGGCGAAUGCCUGACCUUAGGAAAUGAAGAAAAAACUAUUGAAAACAAUUUGGAAACCAAAAAUUCAUGCGCGGAUUGCUUCGAGGCUUACCCUGGUACCUGUUCCACCACAGAUAAUCAAAUAAUUUCUUCUUACAAUGAUUCUCCAAACGAAAAUUUGGUGCAAGGUGAAAGUUCUAAAUGUAGGACGAAUAGCUAUGAAAAUUGCACAGCUAGUGAUACAAACUGCGAUUCAGGCUUAGAUACAAUGGAUUCUGCUUUCCCCAUAUCCGAUUCGGAAACUGACGUCACCCCAUUGGUAAACUUAAGCUCGGAUGGCUCACCAAAUAGCCUAAAUAAGUCCAACGCAGUUACUGACAGUAAUUCUUCUAGCCCGGAUCCAUCAGAAGAAAAUGUUGCUAAGGAGACAAUUAAGUAUAAUUAUGAAACCAAUGAAACUAAUUCAUGUAAUAAAACCAAAGAUAUAACGACAAAUAGUAGUACACAAUCCUUACAAACGUUGCUGAAUAAUACGGAUAUAGGUAAUAUCAGUCAUAGCUUAACAGUAUCUACAGUUAGCCUGAACGGACAUGACUCUGUUGACAGAAUCGCUAACAUGUCACUGCUUAGUCGCAGUUGCGACAAUCUUACAAAAUACAAUGAUGACGACUCUAAAACAAACACCAGGAAUGAAGACUUGAUAAAUGCCGAUAGAGUAUUAUCAGAGUUUUCGAAUCAAAAAACCAAAGUCACCGCAUUGCAGAAAAUACCAGAAACUGCGACGAAUACACAUCCACGGCUACCAAAAGAAAUACUAAACCAAGAUGUGGGUAGCAUAGUUAAGAAUGUUCAGGGAAUCUUCUCUUCAGUCAGUGGGAGUCUGAAAUAUGCCUACGGAUACCGUACACCAAAACCGGUAAAAUCAGUGAAACCUAUACCGAAUGGUAAAAUAAUGAGUGAAAUAUUUGAGGAUGAAGUGGAGUCUAUUGACGUCAAAUCAACUGAGAAUCCUACAAAACCAGUUGAUGUUAAAUCUGAUGAUACAACUGACUUAGGUAUCCUGAGAACUAAAAUGGAAAUUCUAGAAAGAGUCUUAGUGGAGCAGAGAGACGAAAAUGCAUUGUUGAAGGAUCGCCUUAGACAACAAAGCGACGAAACAAAUCGAAAGGAUAAUGCUUUCAAGGAGUUGGAAGCAAAAAUGGAUCUGCUAUCGAAGCGUCUAGAACAAGCCGACCGCGAGAAGGAUGCGGCCGUAAUGCGCUACGCCAGCGUCGAAUGCGCUCACAUAGAGGCGAAGCGUGCAGCCGAAAAAGCAGCCAAAAGCGAAAAGUGUGCCCUAAACGAAGUGGAGUUGCUCAACAAUAAACUCAGGUCUGCGGCCGCUGAAAAGACCAGGAUAUGUCAGCUCUAUGAUGAUAAGUGUCAUGAGGUGCAGAAAAACGAGAGAGAAGUUUCUAAAUUACGUGAAGACUUACGGGAGCUCGAGGGUCGAUUGAAGUGGACUCAGAGUAAGCUUCGUAUGGAGAUGGACGCGUACAGGGAAAGCUCCGAACGCGUUGAGAAGCUUUCGGCGCAGGUGUCGGAAUUGGAGGCCGCCAAGGGAGCAGCCGCGGCCCAGGCCACUGACUCCAUCAGAGCGAAACAUCUUGAGACCGAAUUGAAAGAGAGCCAGGCGGCCCUGAUCCUCUGCAGACACGAAAAGGACGAGCUGGAGAAGAGAUUGUCGACGAUGACGACACAACUGGACAUUUGCUCGAGGGAGCGAGAGGCCGCUAUCGAUUCUCUCGCUCGCACCAGCGCCGAGGUGACGGUUUUGCGCGAGAGCAAGUUACGUUUAGAGGAGGAGGCUGCCGAACUUGCAGCUCUGAGAGCUCAAGCAGCACUGGCCGAUGUACUCAGCGCACAGUUGCAGAGGGAGACUGUGAGGGCGGACGAGGCGGAGCACGCUCUGAGCGCGGAGAGGGCGCGGGCCGAGACGUGCGGACGGAGGGAGGCCGCCGCGCUCGAGCACGCCGCCGCCCUCACGCAGCAGCACGUCGCGGAGCGGGCCGCGGCGCACAAGCAUCGCGCCACGGCUCAAGCCUUAGAACUUGAUAACGCAACGCUCAGGGACCAGGUCGCCGGCUUGCGGGCGGAGUGCGAGGGUCUGCAGAGGGCCCUCGAUGAGGAGAUUGAGAGGAGGAACAAGGAAAAUCGAGUGCUCGCCAGGAAGGUGGCAGAACUAACGGAGGAAGUGGCAGAGACGAACAAGAAGCUGGAAUGGGAGAAGGGAGAGAACGGGGUUCUGAAGAAGAAACACUCGAGUGCCAUAAAGGAAAUGAAUCGUGAAUUGCAGCGAGCGAUGAAACGCUGUGGACAAUUAGAAGCCAAAGUGAACGCCGACGCUCCAUCAACGAGGACAGGAUCCGUGUCCUCGCUGACGAGCGGCGAAAGCGCACCGCAAGAAGAGAGUCUGCAGAACGGACACGCAGACAACGUUCCUGAUGUCCAGAUAAGAAAUCCGAGUUUAUUUAGUAAAUUCAUGGUGAAGGUCCGCGAGCCUGACCGGCAGGCGCUGGUGGAGCGCGUGGUGUCGCUGCAGCGCGCGCUGGCCCGCCGCGCCGAGCGGGUCGACUUCCUCGAGGAGCACGCCCGUCAGCUCACCGCCGAGCUCGGAGCCAAGAGUCGCUUGCUGCGGGCGCUGCUCAACCAGCUACCGGCCGGCGCCGUCGCCUCCAGCCGCCGGGACGACAACAAGAAGGAGAUAGCCCGGUUGGGUGGGGGGGCUAUGGCCGCUGUCUGGGGCGGAGACCCGGGCGGUAUGACCCUCGAUCUGUCUUUGGAGAUGAACAGGAGGCUGCAGGCCGUCUUAGAAGACACUCUGCUGAAGAACAUUACGCUUAAAGAAAACAUGGAUACCCUAGGAGCCGAGAUAUCAAGACUGAAAGAGCAAUCCAAAACCGGCGAACCGAAAUGAAGAUCACGUAAAAUUUAGUUACCUCUUUGUGCAUAAAUACCCUCGAAUUUAUAACACAGGCGGCACUGACUCCGUAUGUACCGCCACCGUCCCGCCACCCGCUCUUAAGGCGAAGGUUAAGCGCUUUAAGGACAAGCGUUGAUUUAAGCCGGACCGAGAAAUUAUUUAUAAGUUUCUUAAAACAAAUACGAACAGAUAAAACCUGUAACGGUGUUUAUUUAGUGAAAAACGAAAGAUUCUUUUAUUAUUAUUCUUAUUACUUAACGAUAGACUGGAACGCUUGGUUGCUUCGCGGCAGAAAUAGGCGGGGCGACGAUAUUUGGAGCCCGCACGCGACGCCCAUUAAAACUGAAUAUUUUAAAUCGUAUUUCACAAAUCGACAUUUCUCCAAACUUGUCCCCCGUGUGGUGUGAGAAUACUACUUACUUCCGACCUCCUUAGGCUACGAACAAGACGUCCUGUCAAAGUGACAGCUGUCACUGAUGUGACGUUGACGUGUAGCCGUAGUGUUCGGCCAUAAAAAAACAAAAACCUCCUCGAACUUACUUAAUUGUUAUUGAUUUUUUGUUUAUUUCUCAUGAAUAUUGAAACUGAAACAUCGUGUACAUUCCAUUGAUUAUCGCCUUCCUAGUAUUUAGAAAAGAAAAAAAAAACUAUAAAUUUCUCUGUGUCGUAAGCCAUUUUAUUGCUGAAUAUAUUGUCACUUAUUUGGGAAAAUUGCUAAAGUUUGUUAAGGAAAUAAAAUAUUUUAUAAAAAAACGUUAACUUUAAAACAAAAAAAAAACAAUUCACGGCUAAUUAUUUUAAAUGGUUAUUUAUAAAAGUUAAUAAAUUAUUAAGAACAUUAUACGUGCGCGAAAUAAGACACCUAAUACCUAUGAUUGAACUGCGCAAUAGACGCUUCGCACUUUAUGCGAAUAAUAGAGAGUCGAUAUAUCGACGAUUCGCGCUCUAAUAUUAUAUUACUGUAAAUCACCCCGGUGCAGCGGUGCCAUGUUGUCAGAAGUACGGUCGCUUGCGUUGAGAAUAUGGAUGUUUACGGAUCUGGUUGUAUGGGCUUAGAUCCCCUUGCCUUUCCUAAUAAGGAAAAAUUGUACCAAAAAAAUAUGUCUAUGGAUCUAUAAUAGUUCACCAUGGAUUUGGAUCGUUUUCAAUUUAACGAUUUCAAAAAGUAAUGGUUUCAUGAAUUUAAACUUUCUCUUAUUUUCCAGUUUUUUUUUGUAUUUAGGCGUGCUCAGAACAAGAAAUGUUUCAUCACGAUCAAUCAAUCAAUUAUAAUUUUGCCGGUUUGAUUUUUAUUACGCAAUGUUAUUAAUCCUUCACCGUGGAAGUCAAUCGUGACAAUUUGUUAAGUACGUAUUUCAUUAGAAAAAUUGGUACCCGCCUGCGGGUAUAAUUUUUUUAAUUUUUUUUUUAUUGCCCAAAUGGGUGGAAGAGCUCACAGCCCACCUGGUGCCAAGUGGCUACUGGAGCCCAUAGACAUCCACAACGUAAAUGCGCCAUCACUUUGAAAUACAAGUUCUAGGUCUCGAGUAUAGUUAGAACACCGAUGCUCAAGAUACUUAUUAACACAGUGUUAAUCGACAAUAGUCGAGAACUUGUUACUGGAAACUUUAGUACUCUGUAAGGCAAGUUGUUGUGUUCUCGCGGUCCUAUACAGAAUAUUAAUGUUCAAAUAUUUGAUGCGAGUUCUAUAUAGUCUGUGGAAAAAACUUGUGUUCUUUUAAUAUAAUCUAUGAAUAAAUAUGGCGGUGUGGGUGAACAUUAAAUUUUCACUGCUGGCUGAGCCUUUGCUCGCCUGUCCUGGUGAAACUGGAAAGGCAUCCGGGCCACUAGAAAUCCUUCAAUCAUAAAAAAACAACACAUUAAAUAUUGUGAUUAACUUUGUUUUUUACCUUUCAAUCUUAUUGCAUCGAGACAUUUAAGAACCUCAUUAAUGAUUAAUUAAAGGGAAGCGUAUAGAAAUACCCAAACUUUGUUUGAGGCCGUUUGUCAUUUGUCCUUUCGGUCUAUUAAUAUUUACUAUUAAAAAUAUAUGAUGAUAGAGGUCAACGUACCACGUCUAGGAUGUUUUUUUGGUAUCUUUGUAACAGCAACGUGCUGGCUUCUGUCCCGUCUAUGCGUUAUCUGUGCCGGGUUUUCUUUUGCUGUGGUGGACUUUUUGGCGGGAAUGCGAGGACUGAAGUUGUGUGAUUUCUUUUUUUUGUAUAUUUAGUGUUUCUUCAGGUUUAAAUGUGUAGUAACGGUGGCUUAUUAACAGUUUAGUAUCUGUGAAAGUGCACAAAUAUGGGAAAAUCAAACAAAGCCGCUGAAGGUAACUUCUCGGGAUCCUCCAAAAAGUCCACUGGAAAAGUCUCAGUAAUUGACCAACAUUUUACUGAGAUUAUAUUUCAUCCCACAUCGUCUCAUCUCAUUUCAUUUAAUUUAAUUUCAUCCGAGUUGAUUAAUGUCUCAAAUUAAUUAUCUUGAUUUCGUUUCAUCCAUAUUGUCAUUUUUCAUAAAAAUACGAAUAUAAAUUAUAAUAAGACAUGACUUAAAUGUCUUAGUUACCAGGUCAUAAAAUCCCUUAGAUAAAAAAAAAUGCUGUGGUCAAUGGAACGAAGCGGAACUCUCGUAUUAAUUAAUCAAAACGUAUUUGUAAAAUGUAAGAUAUAAUGUUAUAAUGUUGUUAAUGAAUAAAUGAGAAUGUUAUUAUGAAUUAUAUUUUGAGCAUUCA